This is a messenger RNA of Selaginella moellendorffii, 993 nucleotides long. RefSeq lists its product as uncharacterized. Lineage: Eukaryota; Viridiplantae; Streptophyta; Lycopodiopsida; Selaginellales; Selaginellaceae. Bases 1 to 993 code for a protein of 330 amino acids. The transcript has a single exon. The record is from RefSeq and is a predicted model, not a curated record.
AUGGAAGAUGAGCUUUCAGGCGACUUGCUGGGCAACGUCUUACGACCACCUUCACUGCGCGUUAGCAGAAGUUCGAGGACCAGCCGAUCAGUUUCAAGUCCUCAUGGGUCUCCAUCGUUCAGGAGGCAGCAUUCUCUGACCGUGAGGACUCCAAGGAAGGAUGAAGACUCCAGUUUACUGUUCCGGUGGUUUUACUGGUUGCCGAGAUAUUUCAAUCGGAGGUUACCGUGGGUGUUUCUCAUCGCACUUUGGGUCUUUCUGGUUUUUAAGGUGUACUCUAAGGAUCCGGCCACAAUUGAGAACGUGAUAGCGGAAGAUGGUGAGGAAUUGAGACGACAUGUUGCAUUGAGGAGUCGAAGUGACGAGAAUUCCGUGAAGUCGGGGCUGUCGAGACUGGCUAGAGAUUGGAUCUGGCUGGGCUACAUGAAGAAGAACAGGACCGCUCCUCUUUUGCCAGGGACUGCUCAAGUCGAGUCUAAUAUUAUCGAGCACCGAAGGACUUUCCAGUACAUACAAAAUUCGUCCGACAUGAAUUUCAAGAGGUUUCAAGCUCUGCAAUCUGGAGAUUACUUUCUUGGUAGAGUUGUCGGCCCUUACGACGAAUUGGAACAGAAGUUUCUGGGAAUGUCGACCGAGAAGAAGACACCAGCUCGAACAUGCAGCUCAGACGAAGGCCGUUUCAAGGAGUUCGCGAGCGGCAAACGUGUAGUCGUGCUAAUGCACGAACUCUCGAUGACUGGAAGUCCUCUGGCAAUGAUGGAGCUUGCGAGCGAGAUAAUUGGUUGCGGUGGAAAAGUCUCCGUGGUGGUUCUUGAUAGAAGAGGUGGUCUACUAAACGAGCUCGUUCAAAGAAGAAUUCCCGUUCUGGCAGACAAGGCAGCAAAGAGCUGGAGGGCAGCAGCAAAGGCCGAUCUCGUCAUCGCUGGCUCAGCUCUAUGUGCCUCAUGGAUUGGUACGAUAAGCUUGCAGUUUAUGACUCGCGGGGUUGACUGA